This is a messenger RNA of Porites lobata, 1107 nucleotides long. The record is from the annotation of a GenBank genome assembly. Lineage: Eukaryota; Metazoa; Cnidaria; Anthozoa; Scleractinia; Poritidae.
AUGCAAAGACUCGGUCGCUUAUCUCGACACUUUCGUGGGACAUUAUUCGUAAUAGGGAUGUUGGUAGUUGUGUUUUGCCUCAAGAAUAUCCGGCGCCUUUUGCCACCAAAUUUCACAUGGAUCGAUCUAAGAAAUCACGAACAGAGCCUUCCCAUCUUAUCUCCUGUCGUGGAACCUCGAUUGUUCCUCGAACAAUCUUUGUUUCUGCUUGUAAUAAUUUCGUCUUCCCCAAACAAGCAAGUAAACGCAGAAAGGAGAAAUAUGAUAAGAAAAACUUGGGGGAAUGUUGGUGAAACUCGUGUACCAAACGAUGUCGCAUGGAAAGUUGUUUUUAUGAUGGGAAAAGCACAAGAAGACAAAAUGGACCGGGCAGUCAUGGCGGAGCAUAGCAAAAAUGGUGACUUACUUGUUGGUGACUACAAAGACGGAUAUAGAAAUAUUCUCAAGAAACUCCUUAUGGCAUUUCAGUGGGCAUCCAAAAUAAAGUGUUCCUAUGUUUUGAAAACGGAUGACGAUGUUUAUAUCGAGAUUCCCAAGGUGAUUGAGUGGGUGAUUGCCCGAAACGAUGUGAAUUUUCUCUAUGGUGGUAAUCUUUACCAUGCUGAAGUAGUCCGAGACAAGAGUCAUCGGCAUUAUGUUACCGAGGAGGAUCUCUCCCUGGAACACUACCCUGUGUACUGCAAAGGUUCAAUGAUGGUAGUUUCAAAGAGUUUGGUUCCAAAGAUGGUGGAUUUAUCAAAGCAUAUAAAAAGAAUUGGCCCUGAUGAUGCUUACAUAGGACUCCUAGCCUUCCAGCUAGGGUUGAAACCGGUCCAAAUAAAAGGAUUUCAUCAAUCAAGUUACAUAUAUAUGUUUAUCAAUUACUUAAGUACAUGUCAGUUACAGGAAUUAAUAGGAAUUGGAGAUUCUCUCAGUCCAAGUCAAGUAAAGUAUAUUCAUGAAGUUAAAACAUCAUUAGCAAAUGGUAAUGAAGUACCUUCUACUUUUUGCAUAUCACUGCGAGGAGAAUUUCUGCUUUCACUGUUACUAUGUUGUACAUUGCUGUUGAUAUUGUCAUCAUGCUGCUGCAGGCAAAGAUUUUGCUCGAGAUUAAAAAAGUUGAGAUGA